AUGGCUGCAAAUGAAAAAGAAUAUCCACUGGGGUCUCCUAUAGGGCAUAUUGAAAUGUGUGAAUCCCAUGAAUUACCCAUUGAUAUUAUAUGUGAGGACUGUGAUGAAUUUAUUUGUGGUAAAUGUGCCAAAACAGAUCAUAAAGAUCAUAACUGGAAAACUCUAACCAUGGCAGCCACUGAAAGGAAGAGAGGUCUGAUUAAAUUUCUGAAGAAGAUCAAGGAAGAGGAUCUACCUGGAAUUGAUUUGAAGAAAGAGAAAAUUUCAAAGCAGAUCACUGAAAAUAAAGAACUGUGUGAUUCCGAGGUUAAAGAGCUACAGAAGCAUUGUAAUGAGAUAAUAACCAGGCUAACAGAAAUCAAAACACGCCAUGAAAAAACGCUGAGAGACGAUUUAGUUAAAAAGAAUGAUCAGUUGAAUCUUGUGAAAUCUGAGUUAGACAAGAAGAAGAGAAGAAUUGUUGACACAUUAAAAUUCAUGGAGGAGAACAACAGCACCAUGUCUGAUUACAGCUUGAUUGACAACCACAGAGAACUGACAAAAAUGUUGUAUGAAUUGGAGGUUCAAAUAACGAAUGGUGAACAUUCAGUGAGGUUCAUUAGAGGUAAAAUCAAUGAUGACUUACUUAAUUCUGUGGUUGGAAAAACUUUAGAUUUAGAUGAUAUUGGUGUGACCAUAAAAAACUCAUUUCAAUAUGGUGAUAAAGGAAUAUGUGCUCUUGAGACAUUCAGUGAAGAUCAAUGUUACAUUAAUGAAUACCUAUCUAAAUAUGUAGAAAAAGUCAAUCAGCAAGGCAUAAGAAAACAUAAGUUUAAUAUUCUUCCUAAUGACAUGUGUGUGACUGUUACUGGUGAUGUUUAUUUCACUGACGUCAGAAACAAGUCCAUCAGCUGUCUAUCACCAUCAGGAUCUGUCACUACAGUCAUCAGUGCAGAUCCACUGCUACCAGAAGGAAUAUGUCAGUCAGUGGACGGUGGACUACUGGUCACCUUGAGAGACACAAAAUCAGAUCCUCACAAAUUAGAGUCACACAGCAGACGUCUGGUGAGACACAUGACAUUGACUGGUGAUGUCAUCCGUGAGUAUGAGUACCAGGAGGACGGUCAGACCAGACUGUUUACAUUACCAUACAGAGUCACACAGAACAGUAACAGUGAUAUCUGUGUUGCGAACAGUACUAGUGAAACUACAGGUGAACUAGUGAUUUUGUCUCCCUCUGGUUGUACGAAGUCUGUCUACCGUGGACAGAGCCUGACAAAGAACUUUAAUCCAACUGAUGUAGUGUGUGACUCCCUCUGUAACAUCCUUGUUGCUGACUGUAACAACAAACAGAUCCAUCUACUGAGUCCUGGCGGGGAGUUCCUGAAGUUCUUACUGACAGACAAUGAAGUGGAUAGUCCAUACUCUCUGUCUCUAUACAAGUCUAGACUGUGGGUGGGAUACUGGGAAGGAAAUGUCAAAGUGUUUCAGUACAAAUGGCAAAUUGUAUGA
Messenger RNA from Saccostrea cuccullata (small rock oyster), 1491 nucleotides. RefSeq lists its product as uncharacterized. Gene Ontology annotation, molecular function: protein binding; zinc ion binding. The coding region runs from base 1 to 1491 and encodes 496 amino acids. The transcript has a single exon. The record is from RefSeq and is a predicted model, not a curated record. NCBI's taxonomy places the organism in Eukaryota, Metazoa, Mollusca, Bivalvia, Ostreida, Ostreidae.